UGAGUUAGUGCUGUCGGGCUGAGCAGGGAGCUCACACACAGCUACAGUGUGCUAUCCCCAUAACAACAUGCACUAAUCCUCCUCUAAUAGCACAGUAGCAGUAGGGGGAGCCCAGGCUGCAUUUGGCAGCACCACCCCCUGCUUGUGUCUGAUAACACUGCCAUGCAUUGCUCUCUACGGGGAGGGAGUUCUCUAUGACAGGGGAUACCUGCUCUUCAGUUAUCCUCGCCUUCUAAGUGUACAGCUCAGUGCAGGACGUAUGUCAGGCUGGAGAGGCUGCUGAGCACCACAGCAGCACAUUCUUUGGCUGGGGAAGAAUUACCUUCAAUGUAACAGUACAGUGAGAUACUAAGACUGAUUGGCUCCACUUAUUUGGGGUUAAGCAAACCAGGAAGUAUUUAUUGAAAGAGGAACCGAGAACGGAGAAGAGGAAGGGGCACUGUAAGGUUAACUCUUGCUGUGUGCUUGACAUCUGAAGUCUUACUUGUUGCCAUGGCUCGUGAGAAUGGAGAGAAUAGCACCUCCUGGAAAAAGCAGGUUGAGGACAUAAAGAAGAUUUUUGACUUCAAGGAGGUUCUUGGCUCGGGAGCAUUUUCAGAAGUUGUUCUAGCUGAAGACAAGGUGACUGGUAAACUUUUUGCAGUGAAGUGUAUUCCAAAGAAAGCGCUAAAGGGGAAAGAAAGCAGUAUAGAAAAUGAAAUUACUGUUCUGAAAAAAAUCAAACACGAGAACAUCGUUGCCAUGGAAGAUAUCUAUGAGAGUCCAAGCCAUUUGUACCUGGUCAUGCAGCUAGUGUCAGGUGGAGAGCUGUUUGACCGGAUUGUGGAAAAAGGGUUUUAUACAGAGAAAGAUGCAAGCACACUUAUCCGACAAGUGUUAGAUGCUGUUUUCUAUCUUCACAGACUUGGAAUUGUACACAGAGAUUUAAAGCCUGAAAAUUUAUUAUAUUUCAGCCAAGAAGGAGAGUCAAAAAUUAUGAUAAGUGAUUUUGGUCUCUCAAAGAUGGAAGGUAAAGGAGAUGUUAUGUCCACAGCCUGUGGAACACCUGGGUAUGUUGCUCCAGAAGUCCUAGCCCAGAAACCCUAUAGCAAAGCAGUAGACUGUUGGUCCAUUGGCGUAAUUGCAUAUAUUCUACUUUGUGGGUAUCCACCUUUCUACGAUGAGAAUGAUUCAAAAUUGUUUGAACAGAUUCUGAAGGCAGAUUAUGAAUUUGAUUCUCCGUAUUGGGAUGAUAUUUCUGAUUCAGCUAAAGAUUUUAUCAGUCAUUUGAUGGAAAAGGAUGCAAACAAGAGAUACACUUGUGAACAGGCCCUGAGACACCCAUGGAUUGCUGGAGAUACCGCUCUCUGUAAGAACAUACAUGAAUCUGUUAGUGCUCAAAUCCGUAAAAACUUUGCAAAAAGCAAAUGGAGGCAAGCAUUUAAUGCUACUGCGGUAGUCAGACACAUGAGAAAAUUGCACCUUGGAAGCAGCCAAGACAAUUCGAGUAUGUCAAGUAGACACAACCCUGCAAGCCCACUUCCAGAUGGAACAAGUCGUAAAGACUGUAAGUCCCCAGCUAGCCCAUACAGCUUCCUGUCCGGAGUAACCUCAUCUUCACCUAUUACAGCAGUAGGUGGAGAUCAUAGGCCGAGACCAGCCUCAAUUACAACAGUACAUACUGGAAGCAAAUAAGCAGCCAAAGAUCGAGUCAGGGAGCAGACUCUCUUCAUUUGAUUUAAUUCUGAAUUGUGCACUGCAGGAUGGACUCAUAGUAUAUAAAAGGAAAUUUUUUAUGGCCAUAUUUUAUACUUCAACAGAGAUGGUUUCAUUAUUAUAAACUGCAAUGGCUCCAGCUCCAAUAAGGCAACAUAGUUUGACUAUAUCUGCUGCUGUAUGAGUCUUGCAAAAUUCUUACUACUGGACAUUACUUUUUUUUUCUGAUAAUUUGCUUUAUUUUCAAUGUGGGUAUUGGUAUUGUAUAUGUUGUGUUUUUUUUUUUUUCAUUAAUUGAGGUCUUAACUGGAUUAUUUAAUUAAUAACUAAGUUAGGUGGUUUACUUUAUUUUAUGCUACUAUGAUAUUUUGCAUUGAAAUCGUGUUCUUUUAUUUUUUUUUUCUCACAAAGAAAGAGAAUAUAGUAAGAACACAAUGAUAUUCUGAAAAAAAAAAUCUUAGACAAUAUUUGCAAUUGACUACACUGGAACAUACUGCAGUAUUUAAACAAUGACACCUCUUUAUGAAAAACCAAGUCAGUUUUUGCCCCCUCAUCUGAUGUCUCAUUUGUGUUUAAGACACCAAAUUUAACAGGAAAACACAUUGAUGAUCUAUUCUUUUUAACAGCUAUCGAUGUGAGAUCUGUGGAAGUCUAACCUUUAGGAAUCCCUCUGCUCAGCAGAACCAUAGGGCUGUGGUUUUUCUGCACUCAGAGUGGGUUAAGCUGCAACACCAAUACUUAUAGACCACCUAUUGGUCUAGUUUUUGGACUUUGCAAAUUAAUUCUAAUAAUUAUCAGCUGCUGAAGUAUAGUUGUUCUUUUCUGUAUGGCAACAGUGCUCUCUGCUGACAUCUCUGCUUGUCUCUGGAAUUGCACAGAGUAGAAGCGGUUUGCUAUGGGAAUUUGCUUCUACUCUGGACAGUUCCCAAGACAGGUGUCAUCAGAGAGCACUUAGACAGAAAAGAACAACUCAACUUCAGCAGCUCAUAGGUACUGAAAGGAUUAAGAUUUUUUAAUAGAAGUAAUUUACAAAUCUGUUUAACUUUCUGGAGCCAGUUGAUGUUAAACUGUUUCAUCUUCUUUGUACAGCAAAUUGGGGAUCAGGUUUUUACACUACACUGGCCCAGAUAUAUUUUAAUCUGCCUGAAGCAAAAACUGUCUGGUUUUACCCAGAACAACCAAUUACAGUUCAGCUUCUAUUUAACCAGAGCUUAUUAAGAUAAGAAAGCUGAGCUGUGAUUGGUUGUUAUGGGCAAAACGUAUAUAAUGUAUAAACACCAAAAAUGUAUCAGAGUUUACUUUCUGCGACUCUCCAAAAUAUAUUUUCUGAAUGUUUUUUUUCCAAGACCAGGUAUAGGGAAGCUUAUUUAAAAGGGCUCUGCAAUUAUCAGUAGGAAACUAGCUCUUAUGUUAUAUUUUACAAAAAAAAAACACUCUUUCUCACAUGCAAGGCAAGACAAAUAUGCAUUAUGCCACAAAGAAGAUGCAGAUGUACAAUGACAAUGCACAUUUUAAAAUCUAAAGUCGAAAUACAGUGUUUGUGAAAUGUAAAUUACAUAAUGUGUCAAAUGUUUUAUGAAAGAUUUUGCACAAAAUUGUGAACUUCUGAAAGUUGCUAUUUGCAGUGGUUUUAACAUUGUUCUGUAAUGUCAUGCUAAAAAAAAAACUGGCCAACACUCUGACAUUACUCUUUGUUUAGAAGGUCUAAAGCUACACAGAUUUAUUGUAUUGAAUUUAAAAGCAAGACAUAAUCCAUUAAACUUUUGUAGCACAGGGUUUAGAAGGUGAUGGGUGUUAUAGUUAGCAGACAGAUGCUUUUUAAAGUGGGUUCCAUAGACUUUACUCUGUUAGCUGGCAUUUUGUUUCAGAACUUCAUGCAAAAGUAUUUUAAGAUACUUUUUUUAGUCAUUAACUUUUUUUUGUCAUGUAUUGUUUUUAAUAAUUUAUUUUUCUUUUCUUUUUUAAAUAAAAAAUAUCCUAUUUUAAUACAUUUUCUGUUACUAUUACCUUAUAUCUAAGGGUAAAAACUAUCAGAAAAUAAUGGACAUAACUAUUUUAAGUAUGAAAAUUAUUUUUUUGUAAAUAACAGAGUUUACAGUGUUCAAAAUUGAAACAUUUGUAAAACAGAACAUUUUUGCUUAAAGGAUCACUGAGUUUUCACAAUUUUUUUUUUACAUGUCCUAGGAAGCGUUUAGAAACCUGACUGAUCGUUAGAACGAGAUAGGAGAAGGCCACCCUAAGCGCAUUUGCUCCCGACUCUGUGUCAUUUGACCAAGACGGCUUCAUAACGUAACUCUAUGGGCCGUAUUGGAGCAUAUGCACAGCGAGCGGGAGGAAGUAGCACUCGGCCGUGUACUUCUCCCCUCUGAACACUCAGACCCCAAUUGAUCAAAUCUUUUGACAAGUCCCUAGGAAAUGUCAAAUAUUCUGUGAAAGCUCAGCUACCUUUUAAAUAAAAAAAAUUUCAAAAAAUAAAAACACACAAGAUUUCCAACUAGAUCCUUCCGUGGAGAUGAAUAAAAAUAAUAAUUUGAUGUUAAGGUUAUCAUAUCUACUGAUGUGUUUUGGAAGGUAAUAAAUAAAUUAUAAUCUAGUGUAUACUAUUUUAAAGAGAAUAUAUCACCUCUAUUGUUUUUACUAAUUAAAACCAGAUAGUGAUACACAUUCUCUUUUUUCGAAUCUUUGUUUUUUCUAAUUGUAGAUUUUCAUGUUUCAUAUUUUGUAUAAGAUUAUGGGGCAUGAGUUUCUAUUAACAGUAUUCAGAGAUAUGCUUUAUAUCAGCUACAUGGACCAUAGGAGCAUGUAGUCUGGACUUUUAUGGAGUGUUCUGGACAUGUUCUGUGACUAGUACAGAGAAAAGAAAAUGAUCUGUAUCCAUAACUUAUUAUCAAAAGAAACCUCUCAUCACUUUUCUGUUUCCUGCACCACAAGUCAUCAGAGCAGGCCCUAGUGGCUUCUUCUCUCUGUGCUGACCUUGAUUGACAGAUCUCUGCCUUUACCAAGAGAGUGAAAGAUACAUAAGUCAAAGUUGGUGGGGUAGAAUAAAGCCAAUAGGCCCUGCCUGGUGACCCAUGGUUUAGGUAGCCUUAAGUGAUUAAUGGUUUAAUGGUGUUCCCUUUUAAGAAGCUGUGUUCCCUUUAAAGCAAUUGUGAAUUUAAACCUUCGACACCAGGAUGGCUGAUUGAGAUUAUAUUUAAAUGUGAAACGUUGUUAUUAUCUGUACUGUUCGGAGAAUAUUUUUUCACGUUAACAAAAUACACUAUUUAAAAGAAAAAAAAAUUAGAUGCUGAAACUUCCAAAACUUUCCUAUUGUAAAACUUUGAAUGUGUGCUAGUCUUGUGUGCAAGUCUUAAAGGGGUACUCCGCCCCUAGACAUCCAAAGGAUAGGGGAUAAGAGAUCUGAUCGCAGGGGUCCCACUGCUGGGGACCUCCACAAUCUCUCCUGCAACACCCCCGUUCUUUAGCUGCAUGGAGCGAAGAUCGCUCCGUGGCUGAUGAUGGGUGAUACAGGGGCCGGAGUAUCGUGAUCUCACGGUCCUGCCUCCUCGUGACGUCACUCCCUGCCCCCUCAAUGCAAGUCUAUGGGAGGGAGCUUGUUGCAUUGAGGGGUCGGGACAUGAUGUCACACCUGUCAUCAGCCACGGAGUGAUCUUCGCUCCAUGCAGCUGAAGAGCCGGGGUGCUGCAGGAGUGGCGGGACCCCCGCGAUCAGACAUCUUAUCCCCUAUCCUUUAGAUAGGGAAUAAGAUGUCUAGGGCUGGAGUACCCCUUCAAAACUACUGUCUUUAGACACCAUUUUAAGUGAAUUAUGAUACCCACAAGUGAGUACAACCUCACCAUUUGUUGAACAUAGACCUUGUUAUGUCAAGUUGUAUGCUUUGUUUUACAAAGUUGCCUCAUUAGACCUUGUUAGAUUACAGAGACCAAAAACAUCAAAAUCUUUAAUGGCUCUUUCAUUUCACUUCAUGUGCAGUGAAGACAUGCACCACCAUAACUUUUUGUUCAAUAGGGAUUAGCCAUAGCUGUAUUUUUUUCUCUCUCAUAUUUAAUAUUUUCACCAUAACGUCAAAGUGUUUGACGGAGUAUGCUGACUUGUGGGCAAUUCAGUUUUUAGCUUUACCAUGUGAACUGUAAAAUUAAACGUUAAAUGUCAACGAUUUUAUUAUAAUUAAAAAAACAACAAAAGGGGUGGAAGGGUGGGAAGCAUCCAAGAAGGCAGCCAGUAAUAUGGGGAGGAGCCACAGGUACCCUGCAGGUACUCCAUUGUAGAUCCACCAUUGUAGGUCCAGUAUUAAUGUGAAACAUGCUCCUCCUGCUUUUCCCUGCCGUCCUGAUGCUUGUGUGUAUCUGCAAACACUGUGAAUAAGGUUAAAGGUGGUGUCGGUGGUGGUAGGGGGUCUUCCAUCAUGAAUUAUUACUAAUCAUAUUGUCCAGUGUAUUCUCUGAUUGCUCCUAUUGGCCAAACGGAACAAUAUUUUGUGUACUUUUCAUUUGAGCAUAUUAAAUAAUAUGGAUCAAUGGCUUCCAGUGCAGCAAUUCAAUGAUGCAUGAAAUUUACAACUUAAAAGCCUGGCAUAUAUAAGAGCAGCAUGUCACAGGAACAGGUCUACUUGCCUAUUAGACAAAAUGGGCCAAAAAUAUUAUGGUAUUUGGCUAAUAGGAGCAAUCAAUAAAUUAGGCAGACUCGGAGCUUGGAAUGGAGCUUAGCAUUUCCUUGUGCUGGACACAGGAGAGAAAGAGACAGACUAUCUACCUGCAUCUGCGAAUGUCUAAAGGCUCUGCACUGCCCAUACAAGGUAAAUUAGGGUAUCUAUUACUAGUCAAAAAGUCAGAAAAACCUAUGCAUGAAGGAAGCCUCUUACAAUUCAUUACUUACAAAAAUUACAGUUGUGCUCAUAAGUUUACAUACCCUUGCAUAAUUUAUGAUUUUUCAUCCAUUGUUCAGAGAAUAUGAAU
Molecule: messenger RNA, 6650 nt
Organism: Hyla sarda
Lineage: Eukaryota; Metazoa; Chordata; Amphibia; Anura; Hylidae
Gene: CAMK1D
Product: calcium/calmodulin dependent protein kinase ID
Exons: 11
Coding region: 493-1674 (393 amino acids)
Biological process (GO): peptidyl-serine phosphorylation
Cellular component (GO): intracellular anatomical structure
Molecular function (GO): calmodulin binding; calcium/calmodulin-dependent protein kinase activity; ATP binding
Source: RefSeq, a predicted model, not a curated record